Molecule: messenger RNA, 5240 nt
Organism: Colossoma macropomum (tambaqui)
Lineage: Eukaryota; Metazoa; Chordata; Actinopteri; Characiformes; Serrasalmidae
Product: NACHT and WD repeat domain-containing protein 2
Exons: 7
Coding region: 171-5240 (1689 amino acids)
Molecular function (GO): protein binding
Source: RefSeq, a predicted model, not a curated record
AAAGCGAGUGAGGAGGGGCAGAUGGUUAUUAUAGCAGUAAUAACCUCCCCACUACCCCAGCCUGCCUGGUCAGUCCGCAGUAUACAACAUGAAGACCUGAACCACCAGCCGGUCGGCCCACCUGCCUCACUGUUCCUGCAGUGCUUUUCUGAUGUGGAUCUGAAAUUAGCAUGGCGUGUGUGAAGGUUUACUUGUGCUCCAACCCAGAGGACUCUGUGGUGGAGAGGAAGUUUCUGAGAGUGAACGUGUUCCCCAAACUGAGGGACCACUGCAGACGCACGCAUGGAGUGGAUUUCAAGGUCAUUGACCCCUAUGAGGGGAUGGACUCAGGUAGCUGGCCAACGCAGAAGGUGCGACUGCAGUUAAUUGAAGAGUGCAGGCUGAAUUCGCUGGGGCCUUUCUUUGUGGGCCUGGUGGGUGAAGAGUAUGGUGCUGCGUGUUUACCUGAGCAGGUGGAGCUCUCUGAGUUUCUUAUGUUACUGCAAGUGUGCCAGCAGAUGGGCUUCAGCUGUGAUAUCCUGGAGAAAUGCUACAGGAGAGAUGAGAACACUGUGCCCCCCUCGUUCUGCCUGCUCAGCCAGCCAGCGCGGUCAGUGGAAGACGGUGACUGGCAUGAUGUGCUUGUGAAAGGGAGGAAGAUCAUACGUGAUGUUGUGACACAGUGUGUUCUGGAGGGUGACAUCCACCCAGAAAAAGCUCAGAAAUAUUUCAGGUCCAGUCUUGAGAAUGACCUCCGCUUCACACUGGAAGGUCGUUCGCCUGCAGAUAUCAAGAGAUGUCUUUGUUAUGUUAAUAAAACAGCUAAAGAAGCUGACCAGAAGAACAAAGGAAAUGAACCACAUUCAGGUUUCCAGGCACCUUCAGUCCGACCUUCAGACCUCCACUUCGCACUGGAAGGCCGUUCACCUGCAGAUAUCAAGGGAUGUCUUUGUUAUGUUAAUAAAACAGCUAAAGAAGCUGACCAGAAGAACAAAGGAAAUGAACCACACGCAGGUUUCCAGGCACCUUCAGUCCGACCUUCAGACCUCCACUUCGCACUGGAAGGCCGUUCGCCUGCAGAUAUCAAGGGAUGUCUUUGUUACGUUAAUAGAACAGCUACAGAAGCUGACCAGAAGAACAAAGGAAAUGAACCACACACAGGUUUCCAGGCACCUUCAGUCCGACUGAGGCAACUGCUUGAUGACUUCCUACCAAACAUGGUCCGAACACAAAGGGCCCUCGUCUACACCACCACCACAGAGUACGAUGGUCAGCAAAGCUAUGCGGAAGAUUUAGGCCAUCAGCUCUACUCAGAUCUUCAGAAGCUCAUAGACCGCUCUGUUGUGAGGGAGAAAGAUCAAACACAUGAUGUAUUAUCCCAGCAGAGAGACCUGUGUCACACCUUUUCUUGUCUCUACAAAAUCGAGCGAGAGGAGGUCACGCAUGUCAGAGCUUACUUGGAGCAGGACACAAAACAUCCAUUCAUUCUGACUGGUGGUCCAUGCACAGGCAAAAGUGUGUUUUUGGCUCACUGUGCAAAUCAGAUAAAAACAUGGAUGAAGGACCAGGAUCCCGUGGUUAUUGUGCAAUUUUCAGAUUUGAACAGCUCUUUGAAACAAAGUCUCAGCAGCAUAUGCCAUCAGCUUGCUUUAAGCUACAAUCAGCCAUACAACAUCUGUCCCAAGGACAUAUUUGAAUUGAAAGAAACUUUCAACAAUCUGCUGACCACAAGCUCAUUGUCCUCAAAUCACCUGAUCCUUAUUAUAGAUGGACUUGACCAAGUGCCUAAUACAAAUGUACCACUAGACUUGACCUGGCUUCCCAAGACUUUACCCUCUAAUGUAAAGCUUUUCAUCUCUUCUACACCAACAAAGUCUGGGUUGCUCUCAGCACUCAAGGGAUGUUACCCCGAGUCUUCCUUUUUCUUCGAGUUAGAACCAUUAGAUAGUAAAAGCUGCAACCGGAUGCUGAAAACUCUCCUCCUCUCAGCUAACAGGAAGAUAACAUCAGGUCAGCAGAUGUACGUAAAUCAAGUCUUUAAGAAAUGUUCUCUUCCCUUGUAUAUGGAGCUCCUACACAGACAAGUGUGUUGCUGGGGCUCAGAGUUAGAGAUUACCUCUGAAACGUUGGUGCCAGGGGUCCAUACCAACAUUGGUCGGUUUUUAGACCACCUUGAGGAGAAGCACGGAAAAGUGUUAGUUAGCAGAGCGGUACAAUGUCUCACCCUGUCCAGACAUGGUUUGACAGAAGCUGAGCUGACUGAUAUUCUUUCCUGUGAUGAUGAGGUUCUAUCAACUUUCAUUCCAGUGGAUUACGCUGUGCCGUAUAAGUUAAGGGUUCCGGAAGUUGUGGUGGAGAGGCUACUGUUAGACCUGAAAGGAUUUCUAAUGGUAAGGAGAACUUCAGGCACCAAGACAUUGUUCUGGGUCAGCAGACACUUUAACUUAGUGAUCUGUAAAAGGUACUUGUCUUCAGACGAGCAAAAGAAAAUGCAUACCUUGUUGGCGAACUAUUUUAGUGGCCGGUGGUCAUGUGGUACAGCUAAGCCAUUGAUCAUCAUUGGAAGGUCUAGCAUGAAAAUGCUUAACCCCAACAAAGAUUUGAAGAUUUAUAUGGACAGGCAGGUUCCUGGGCAACCUUGGAUGUUUCAACCCCUCACAUCCAUUCUUCCUGCGUGCGAUUCAUCCGAGAAUGCACAUCCCAAUCUGAGAAAACUGCAGGAGCUGCCUUUCCAUCUAAUGCAGAGUGGCAGUAUUGAGGAGCUUGGUCACAUUAUGCUCUCACAAGAGUUCCUUCAUGCAAUGUUCCAAGCAAUGUUGGCAGAAGAGUUGAUAUUUUGGCUAGAGAAGACAUCUCAGAAAGUAUUUCCCAGGGAACUUAGACUUCUUGCUACGAUCCUGAAAACCUCGACCUGUUGGCCGAAAAACUCCUUUGAAGACUUAGCACUGAUAAUGCAGACCAAGCUGUUCCCUUUCAUAAAUGUUUUCCCUGAGUUAGAGAAAUUUGUCCACCAGGCAAGACAUGACGGUAGCAUGAAAAGCACUGGGGUGAAUACAAUAUUAUUCCCAACAUCCUCUGUGCCUGCCACUCACUGGGUACCACCAGAGGCAGAUGUAUCCCCAAUUAUAAAGGCAGCUGUAUCUCAGUUUGGGUCUGCGGUGGUGAUUCGGGACAAUGGUUCUGCCUGGGUCUGGAAUGGAAGUGAUUCAGAAGGUUUCAGACUCUCCCAAUCUUCUGAAUUCCAGUUUGCGGAUGUUAGAUGCUCUGCAAAUGUAUUUGUACUCUCCACACAGAGUGGCAAAUUCCUUUUAUGGGACACCAAUGCUCCUUCACAUCUCCAGGAAGUUCAGACCGAAUGCACAGAACAAGGCCAGAACACCAUUGAAGGUAUCUUGGUGUGCAAUGGCAAGAUAUUUGCGUUCUCCCAUGGAAGGAGAUUCAUCAGGGUGUUUGCUGAGGGAAUAGAAGUUACCCCAUUGCAGUGCUCCUCUGAGGUAACAUGCAUGUCAUGUUCUGAGGAUGGCCACUUGAUUUUUUGUGGUCAGAAUGAGGGUACCGUGAGUAUAUUUGACUCCCAAACUGGCCAACCAUUGGCCUCCUUCAUGUGUUCAACAGGAAUGUCCUUGUUUGAUCUUAUCUUCCUUGAAAAUGGAGAGACAAUAACAUGUGUUGACAGUACCGGAAGUGUGUUUGUAUGGGACCUUGAGAUGAUAACCAAUCCAGUACUCAUUAAAGAGAGCUUGAGUUGUACCAAGGAGGAAGUGUUAAGUACCGACCACUCUGAGAACAACCUUCUCCUCAUCUGUAAAAGACAUCAGAUCCAAAUAAUUGCUGGAUAUGUUUUAGAUGUAGUAGACAAGUUCAAUGCACUGAAUGGCAAAACCUUUGUGCAAGCCAUUUUGGAUCCUGAUGCACACUUCAUCUUUGCUUUAAUGAAUGACUGCCCAUUUCUUUUGGUCUGGAACAGGGUCUCGGGUCAAUGCAUGUUAAGCCUAGACACUAGAAGCACCCAAGCUUUCAAACUUACAAAGCUCAGGGACUUUCCUUACCUUACAGCUGUCACAAGCAGGGGCAUUGUUAGUUGGGACAUGGAUCUCAUUUCGGUGGCAGCUUCCACUCCAAAAUCUGAUGCAAAAGUGGUGAAAGUUGUUGUGGAACCCCUUGGGGAACACUUCUACACUGCAGAUGGUUCUAAGCUGGUGUGGAGGUGGACAGUGUCAGAUGGAAAACUGGAGAGCCACUUGCUUCACCAUGGUCCUGUGGAAGCCAUGGUUCUCUCGGUUGAUGGUGCACACUUGGUGACCAUUGCCUCAGGUGACAUUUACGUCUGGAACACCUGUACAAAGGAGAACGUUCACAGAAUCUGUUUUAGCCAAGCAUCUCAGAUACUGCUAACUCCAAAAGGCAACUUUGCAGUGUCUCUAUCUGAAACGGGUAUAUCGCGGGUGUGGAAGUUGUGCAGCGGACAUGUGAUUUGCAGCAUCCAUCAUCAUCUCAGAGAUGCUGUCAUCUCACCAGAAAGUACUUUCCUUCUGGGCAUCAAUGGAGGGGAUCUCCUGGCUGUGAGUCUUUGGUCUGGUUACAUCAGCAAACAGUUCUCCAGUUGUGAAUGGUCAGAGGUUGUGGCCUUCCUCCCAUUGUCAGAUCAUCCAGACUAUGUGAUUGUAAUGACCAGUUCAGGAGCAUUGUACUCAUGGAAGCUAACGGAAGAGACCGUUUGCCACCAGUUCCAGUUCCCAGAGUCUUUUAAGUAUCCACGACAGUUCCUCAAGCUCUCAUCUGAUGGAAGUUAUGGCAUUGUAUCUGUAGCUGAAUCCAAGAUAAACAUCUUGGACGUGUACCAUGGCAAACUGUGCUCUUUGAAUGCUGAGGGACAAGUCUGCCAAUCGUUUGUAGACAUUAGUCGUAAAUAUGCAGUCUACGUCUGCAACCCUUCAGUGAGGUGUCAGAAUUACUCUUGUGACUUCCAUAACAAGGAGGUCUUGGUUGCCAUACGAGUAACAGAUGGGAAGAGAGUGAGCAAGUUCUACCUCUGUAAAACCCCCUCAGUUGUAGUUCUUUCUGAGGAGUUACAUGUGUAUGUUGGCUUUGAGGAUGGCUCUGUUGGAGUGUAUGCUAUUAAUGACCCGGAUGGCGACACCAUUUCCAGGCCCAAAUGUGAGAGCUUGGGACUGGUGUGUCCAUUUGAUGAACCUGAGAUUUGGCCAAGCUUGGCAAACCCUGACUUUACUUGGGUGGAAGUGGCCUCUGAAAGAAUGUAA